CCGUUGCCGUUUCAUUAAUAUCCACAUUGGCAUCUCCUUAUAUGAAAUGAGUGUUGGGAGUACUAUCACAUUAAGAAAAUUAAUCAUCAACUUCAUCGCUUGGAAUCAAAUUUGCUAUUGCAAUAAUUCAGAACGAAUAUAAUAUUGGAUCCGAAGUCUUUGUCAUUUAUCACUUAUUCAUUCUCCGGAUAUCCUUUUUGCUUUUCCUUCAUCGACAGAUCGCCGCAUCACAUGAAACGGCGUACCGCUGCUUUGGGAAAAGAAGCUCGUGUUAAUCUUACUCUAUUCGAAGUUAUCUUAUAUCACGCCCUCCAACCAAAGCGCCCUAAUGGUGACCACCAUCCACGCUCGAAUCUUUCGCCACAGUUAUAGUCAAGGGCACGAAAUAAAACAUUCAGUUAGUCAUCAGUCGAGAAGAACAGAGCGAGAGAGUUCAUUACCGAGAAGAAUGGACAGGGAGAGCUCCCUCCCGGCAACCACCUGUAGUAGAGGUCAUACGCAUCCACCUUGGAAUACUUCAGGUGUAUUGAGGAUAGCGAAAUGUGAAAGUGUGUGUGGAUUCUGUAUGAAGGAGACAGAUACAGCUGCGAAGUUGAGGAAACAUGUUGCCAUUCAUAUCAAAAAUGAAGGACUUAAUUUGACAAUAGCAGAAGCUGCUAGUGGGAGAGGAAGAUUGUAAGAUUAACAUCUUGGCGGAUUUUCAUUGCAAAAAUUCGUCAACAAGGAAAUGCUGCUGACAGUUGCUAACAUAUCGCAUAGAGAAGCUCCAACUCACAAAUAUUCAUAUGAUACAUCAGGAUGUUCAUCACAUGGCCAUAUAACGCCUCUGGAGGAUGAACAUCCUCAACUCACAUAUUCAUCACAUACGCCUACCUAUUCAACGUACUCUUCCGCGUCUCUCACUCCAUCACCAUCUACAUACAAAAGUAUAGCUCAACGACCUCCAGCAACCUCAUCCUCCAGCUAUGAUACAUACGCAUCGCAUCGCUCCCCAUCCUACUCCGCCGCUCCCAGCCCAAGCAGCACCACCGCUCUCUCAAACUAUCGUUCCUUAGCCCAAGGCUCAACUCACGCCCGUACCGAUCCUUUCUCCUCCCUGCGCUCUCAUGCCUUACGCACAAAAUUCGAAUGGACAGUCAUAACCCCUUCCGAAGGCUUCGCCAUUCUCGAUUACUGCAAGUCCAUGUCUCAAGCUAGUAGCGAGCAAGUUCCGUGUUACAACCGCGAAACACUGUUUGAUGAAGAGUGGCAAAGCCACAUGAGAGAUAUCCAUGGAGUUUAUCUGAUAUGGCCCGAAACCUGGAUGAAAAGGGUAGAGGUGUUAGAUUUAGAGGGGGUAGGGGGAAGGAUUGAAGGCGUUAAUGAUCUGGUUAUGGAAGGAAAGACAGUGGAAAGUUUUAGCCUUUUUGGAGAUGAAUGAAACUUCAAGGGGCAUUUACGAUAAAAAUCUGAAUUUGAUGGGAAAGGAUUGGAAAAAUAACAAAUACUGGAAAAAGUACCAGGACGGCAUGGACUUGGAGGGAAAUAUACGGGAUUCAACAACUUGUACACGCAAGGAUGGAGUUUUGGGUUAAGAAUCGGGCAGGCAAGGGAAUGCAUUAGAAAAUGGAAAGGUCGUAAGGCAGGGCCCAGGCGUGCAGUGGAUUAUUUCAUUAUGAUUUCCAUUCGUAAGAUGGUUAUUCUCAUAUUCUAUAAUGAUACGGAUAUGAAGAUGAAGGUAGAAUGAGUACGUAAAUACAUGAACAA
This is a messenger RNA of Sclerotinia trifoliorum, 1746 nucleotides long. NCBI's taxonomy places the organism in Eukaryota, Fungi, Ascomycota, Leotiomycetes, Helotiales, Sclerotiniaceae. The record is from the annotation of a GenBank genome assembly.